Molecule: messenger RNA, 7992 nt
Organism: Chelonia mydas (Green sea turtle)
Lineage: Eukaryota; Metazoa; Chordata; Testudines; Cheloniidae
Gene: IGDCC4
Product: immunoglobulin superfamily DCC subclass member 4
Exons: 20
Coding region: 127-4119 (1330 amino acids)
Biological process (GO): cell-cell adhesion; axon guidance
Cellular component (GO): axon; plasma membrane
Molecular function (GO): protein binding
Source: RefSeq, a predicted model, not a curated record
GUCUCUAAUAUUCACACAAGAUGGCGAUGGAGUGGAGGGAGACUCAGCUCCCCUCUUAAAUGUUCUUCUUCUGGACAUUCAAAGAGUCCUGCUUUCCCCCCCCCCCCGGAGAUUUUAAGGGUUUACAUGGCGCUGGAGGACUUGCUUUGUCUCUGUUUUUUCUCUUUGACCUUCUGUGUCCUGGCUGUGGAAGGGAAGCUGGUGCAGGGGGAUUCUCUGGAGCUGAGCUGCAGUGCUGCCUCUGCAAAGGUGACAUUAGACCCGAGCCAAGCCGUGGUGCUGGACUGUAACCUGGCCUCUGUCGAGCAGUUGAUCAAUAUCACAUGGAAGAAGAAUGGGUUCCCAUUAGUGGAGCAGGAGCACCUUCUCGUGCUUCCAAAUGGAUCACUCUUCAUAUCGUCCCCGACUGCUGCUAAGGAGAGUAAAUAUCCUGAAAGGACUGGCGCAGAGGGUAAUUACUCCUGUGUCUCCCAGAGCUCCCUAGGUGCGGUUGCCAGUCAAACGACUGCAGUUAGGUUUUCAAGUUUAUCACGUUUUUUUCAACAGCCAGAGUCUCAGACAGUGGAAGAAAAUGGUAUGGUCCGAUUUGAGUGUCGGAUCGAAGGACUGCCCUCCCCUGUCAUCACCUGGGAGAAGGAUCAAGUGGCUGUUCCUGCAGAGCCCAGGUUUAUAACUCUUCCCAAUGGCAUCCUCCAAAUCGUAGAUGUGCAGGAAAGCGACGCUGGGGCUUAUCACUGCGUAGCGACCAACGCAGCACGGAAACGCUACAGUAACGAUGCUAUUCUUAGCGUCUUAAAAGGUUCCCAACCAGCUGUGACUCGAGAUGUUGCUAUUGUUGCUGCUCCGGAGAAUACCACAGUGGUAGCUGGAGAGAGUGCCGUCAUGGAGUGUAUGGCCUCUGCAGAGCCCACCCCAUUUGUCUCUUGGAUACGACAGGACGGGAAGCCUAUUUCCAUGGACGUGAUUGUGUUAGGCCGGACCAACCUCCUAAUUCCUCAGGCCCAGCCCCAUCACUCUGGCGUGUACGUCUGUCGGGCGAACAAACCCCAGACCCGGCAGUUUGUUACAGCUGCGGCUGAGCUCAGCGUCCUCGCACCUCCCAGCAUCUCCCAGUCCCCCGAAACCAUUUCCCGCACCCGCGCCAGCACUGCCAGGUUUGUCUGCAAAGCAGAAGGGGAGCCAGCCCCCAUCAUCCACUGGCUGAAGAACGGAGAGCCCAUCCUGUCCAAUGGCCGGGUGAAAAUUCAGAGCAGUGGCAGCCUGGUGAUCAACCAGAUCGGGCUGGAGGAUGCCGGCUAUUACCAGUGUGUGGCGGAGAACAGGCUGGGGAUGGCAUGUGCCACGGCCAAGCUCUCGGUCAUUGUGCGGGAGGGCUUGCCAAGUGCUCCCAAGAAGGUGUCAGCCGUCUCCCUGUCCAGCACCACUGUCUUAGUGUCCUGGGAGCGUCCAGAGUACAACAGCGAGCAGAUCAUUGGCUUUUCCCUGCAUUAUCAGAAGGCCCUGGGAACUGAUAAUGUAGAAUACCAAUUUGCUGUCAAUAAUGAUACCACUGAGCUUCAAGUGAAAGACCUGGAACCCAAUACCAAUUAUGUUUUCUACAUGGUUGCAUACUCCCAGCUAGGAGCCAGUCGGACGUCCUCUUCCAUUAUCGUGCGGACCCUGGAGGAUGGUGCGUUGAGUAGACGUGCACGGGUGUGUCUGAAAGUAUUAUCCAGCGAUCAAGAAAUCGUUACGCUUCACAAAUGGAGACGUCACAAGACACCCUCCAGAGCAUGGUGUCAGCUUGCAGAAAUCCAGACGCGCUGCGAAGUUCCCAGCGCUGCUCCUCAGCUGUCUCUGUCAAGUACAACCCCGGCCGACAUCAGAGUGACGUGGCUGCCUCUCCCUCCGGAGCUGAGCAACGGGAAGAUAACAAAAUAUAAAAUUGACUACUGCACCCUCAAGGAAGAUCAGAUCUCCUCCACCGAGGUGGCUGCAAAUGAGACGCAAAUCACCCUUGAGUCGCUCCAUCCCAAUAAAGUCUACAAAGUGCGCAUUGCAGCCAGCACCAGUGCAGGGUAUGGGGCCCCAUCGGAGUGGACGCAGCACCGUACUCCUGACAAGGACAACCAAACACACGUUCCGUUUGCCCCGACAGAGUUAAAGGUCCGAGCGAAAAUGGAAUCCCUCCUGGUCACUUGGCAACCCCCAGCCAACCACGCCCAGAUUUCGGGCUACAAGCUGUACUACCGGGAAGUGGGCACAGAAGAGUCAAGUGACGAAAACCCCUCUGAUGGCACGGAAGAGGAGAGCUGGGAUGUGGGGCCCAUAAAGCUAAAGAAGAAAAUGAAGCAGUAUGAGUUAACUCGACUAGCCCCGGGGAGACUCUACGAGGUGAAGCUGGUGGCAUUCAGUAAGCAUGAAGAUGGCUACGCAGCUGUAUGGAAGGGCAAAACAGAAAAGGCACCAGCGACAGCAGUAGACCCUCCAGUUCAGAAGGGCCCCCCACUGCCCCCAGCCCAUGUCUAUGCAGAGUCCAACAGUUCGACCUCAAUUUGGCUCAGGUGGAAGAAACCAGACUUCACGACUGUCAAGAUCGUCAAUUACACCGUGCGUUUCAGCCCUUGGGGACUGAAAAAUGCCUCUCUUGUCACUUACUACACAAGUUCUGAUGAAGCUAUUCUCAUCAGUGGAUUGAAACCCUACACCAAGUAUGAGUUUGCAGUCCAGUCUAAUGGAGUUGGGAUUGACGGACCGUUCGGCAGCGUGGUGGAGAGGUUGACCCUCCCUGACCGGCCGUCGACGCCUCCAUCCGACCUCAGGCUGCAACCGAUCAACCCAUACGCCGUGCAGGUGCAUUGGUGUCCUCCAGUCGAACCCAAUGGCAUCAUCGUGGAGUAUGUCAUCCUGUAUAAUGCAAACAACACGCAGCCCGAUGACAUGUGGACUCUGCUGAGGAAAGAAGGAAAUACUUUCAGCACCGAGGUGCAUGGCUUGGAGAGCGACACCAGGUAUUACUUCAAGAUGGGAGCAAAGACCAUUGUAGGGUCCGGGCCGUACUCGAACGUAAAGGACGUGCACACCCUUCGCGAGAAGCGGUCAGAUGUUCUGGAUAUCCACUCGGUCACCGGGAUCAUCGUGGGAGUCUGCUUAGGUCUCCUCUGCAUACUCUUCUGUAUGUGUGCCAGUUUCCGCAGCAGCAAGCAGAGGGAGGCUCUGCCAGGCCUGGAUUCUCAAGCCGCUGGGAAUCACAGCUCCUAUCACCGGGGCAGGCAGGGACCGCCCGGGCCCAGCGCCAAGUCUGAUUCUCAUGAGCUGGAAUCGCUCAUGUCCCCACUCUCUGAAGAGGUUCCCUUGCCCCUGGUGGACAUCACAGAGCUGACGGAAGUACACAGCCUCAUCCACACCAGCCUUCCGGAUGACGGCAUCCACGGGAUAAGAAAGUCUACAUGGAGUAAAUCAAUUAAUCAGAACUGGGCAAGUAGCAUAGCCAGAUGUGGAGAUGCCAUUACAAAGGAGCCUACUGCUGCUGUGAAUGGAACACUGAAGCCGCCUUCUAAUGCAGGACAAAAGCUUUUGCUACAAGCCCUGGUGUAUGAUGCUGUUACGAAUGAAGUGAUGAAAAAUCAACCACCCAUCAGCCUUCAUCAAGUGGAAGCCGAGGUCAUCGUCCAUUCCGAUUUCUCAGCCUCUGACAGAGACUGCGACUCUCAGCUUCACACGCUGGACGCUGAAGAAACGGAUCCUGAGGACCACAGCCCAGAAAACGUCCCCUCCGAUGAGCAGCCCCUUCAAACCUCCCCAAACGCCAAGCAGAAUGUCAGCAUAGCAUUCGUGGACUGCCAAGGCAAACCUGAGCUUCAGACCCAGGACGCCAUGUUAAGUACUGACAGAAAGACUAACAAAAUGGAAGCCGUCGGCUCUCAUGGGCUCACCAACGGCUUCCACAAGCACGGAGAAAGUCUGGACUCUAUGGAAAGCGGGGAUUCGGACUCUCUUCAAGAAGACAGAGGGAAUGUACAGUCAGUCAAGUGCCAAGCUUUUCCCACAGGCCAGCAGGACGCCCCUCUGUGUAGUAUCUCUGCGCUAAUCAAUUCAUCCUCAGCAUCUGAGAACGUGACGCGUGUCCAUAACCAUUAAAGAGGAAAUUAAUCUGAUUUUGACCAUGGGAGAGCUAGAAGAAGUAGGUGUGAGUUACUGGGGGCCAGAUCCGGAGAGAUACUGUGUGCCCUCACCUCGCAGUGAAUUCGGUGGGGCUGAGGGUGCUUAGCACCUUAGAGACUCAGGUUCCUGGACAGAUGAACAGCCCUAAAUUCACAUGAAAUAAAUCAAUAUGUAGAUUGCUGUGGGCCCAAUCCAACACCCAUUGAAGUGACUAAAACCGAACCUUCUGCCUGCAGCCUGUGCCAUUGUUUCCUUUUAUUCCAUGCUGGGGAGUGCCGGGACAUUUUUCACGACAGAAAGAGGGAGAAUACAUUAAGUGUAUCUUCUCCAAUGUUGCUCUUCGCCAGGGAGGGCCGCAGCCAAAGGGGUUGAGACAAACACCAGCCGAAAGGCAAUUAGCCGUAGCCAGCGGCCUUCUCCGCUCACCCAUGGUUAAAAUGAUUUUAAUGAUCCCUUUGUACACUACCCCGGUAAACAUUACUAGCAGGCUGACGUAGUGGCCUUUUAUUACACACUCUGCGAGUGCCUCUAACAACUUGUACUACACAGAACCUUCUUCAGCGUCUCGGUCACUUCACCAAGCUGGACUUUGUGUUAUGUAGGUUCUUGUACCUAUCGUUUUAGGUACGUCUCUCUCCUUUUAAUGUACGACAAUGUAUUUUUAUUUCCUCGGAGCAUCUUUAUAUUAUUUAAUUUUAUAAAGUGGAGUAGCGUGUGGUCUAGAGUAGCAUUUUUACUACUUCUCUCUUUAUUUUUUCCUCCUUAACAACACAACUACCUCAUGUCUGUUGGAGAAAAAAAAAAAAAAGCAGUAGAUUUACUCUUUUGUUAUAGUCCAUUUUAGUUUUUAACUUAUUCUUAUACUGCCUUUUUCUAAAGAAUAUGUUUGCACUGGUUUUUGACUAUUUUUUAAUGAAUAGUGCUGCAGGUGUCAAGUCUCUCUCUUUCUUUUGAAUACAUUACGGCAGGACCACCUGCCCUAGGACUGGCGCGUUGGGCGUGUUUGGCCAUUAGAACCAUGUGCUUUGCAAAAAGGCCAUCGCAGAUGGGGCGAUGGUUGGCAGCAUUUUGUUUUUAAGGGGCUCAUGCUGGUAAAGAAAAUGAAGAGCUGAAGUUUUCAAACGGGGAGCGUCAGUUUGUUAGGGCCCAACAUGAGACAUAGAAUCAUAGAAUAUCAGGGUUGGAAGAGACCUCAGGAGCUCAUCUAGUCCAACCCCAACUAAAGAGACACUUUAAAGAGGCCAGAUUGCUUGAGUGUGGGUACAAAACAGUUUCUGAAAAUUGGGUCCCUUUAAAGUGGGUCAAAUUCGGCAGCCAAAAUCACAAGUCACUUCUGACAAUCUUGGCCAAAAUGGAUUUUCAGGGUGUGCCUGGCCUUCGAGCUGGGGCGUCCGCUUUCCUGCUCAAGGAGACUGACUUACUCGGAGACAACCCGUGCCUGCCGAUAGUGGGGGGCAGAGUGAGGGCAGCCAGCUUCAGCAAUGUUACUGAGCAUGCUCAAUUCGUGUGAGCAUGCUCAAUACAAGGCAAGCUGCAAAUCUGGGCGGGGGGGACGGGCAUAUGACCCCACAUGCCUCCCGCCAUGCAUCACCUCUGCUUACACUACCUGUCAUAAAGCUAGCACCCUAAAAAUGGAGUGUAGCCACGGGCAGGCGAGCUGUGGGAGGGGCUAGCCUCCCCGACUACAGACCCAUGCCACGUACUCACGUAGCUAACCUGUUGCAUCACACUCCGCUCUAUUUUUAGCAUGCUAGGUCAAUGGCCGCUAGUGUGAGUGUGUCUCCUCCCGCUGGGAUUCGCACCUGCUGCUCGGCGCGAGGCCGUCCCCUUAAAAGGACAGAGCCACGUUAAAAAAAAAGUUCGUUCUUGUUCAAAUAGCACCUUGAAUGAUCACAGAUUUUAAAUAAUCUCAUUUACUCUUCAUUAUUUAGACUGUUUACUGAGGGCAUUUCUCUCCGCUUGACCCUUUGAAAAGAAAGGAGUUAGUUUCCCUUCAUUCCUACCCUGUCUUAGCUCAGUUUCAGAUUCUCAAAACACAGCCAUGUUUGAAUAGCGAACAUUGCAGACUGGGCCAAAUCCUGAGAGGUGCUGAGGAUCUGCAUUUCCCAUUGAAUUCAUUGGACAUUGCGGGUGCUGAGGAGAUGCUCAGCAUUUCUUUGGAUUUAGCCAUUUGUUGGUUAAAUAGCGAAGAAAAACAAAAAAAAACCCCAAACCCUGCUUCCAUUGGAAUUAGCCAGAAAAAUAUCAUGGAGACCUUUGUGCUGAUCUGAGGCUUUGUAAAAAGUUUUUACAUCUCAGUCCAGAUUGUGAUACAGGAUCACCCUUGCGAGCAGAGGGGAACCCUGUACUCCACAGGCAGCCCUGCAGUCUGGCCCUAUAAUUGGAGCUGAAUUGACCUGACUGCAUCCCUUUAUUUCAUCAUUAUUUGCUUGCAAAAUGUCCCAUUGGCAGUGACUGUCGUGGACAAGAGUCCGCAAAGGCCACUGUUUCCUCUGUUCUGGUAACGUGGAUGGAUAUGAAAGAUGCCUUCCUCUCCCAUCAACUCUGACAGGGUGUAGAGAGAGGGGACUCUCCCGUCCUGCAGUGGAUUGUCUUUCCAUGGUGCGUGCCUGUAACUCCCAUUCAUGUUCAUGGCAUUUACUGGUGCAAGUCAAGGAAUGAAUCAGAUCCCUCUUGAGCAGUCCGAUCCUGCCCUGGCUACUCACUCAAGGCUCCCUUUGAUUCCAAGUGGAACCUGGGGGGGGGGGGGGGUGUGUUAAAAGGUCCCUGUCCAACACGCAGGCAAGCCAAUGGAUCAGACCCUGGUAGGCUCUAACCUGACUCUGAGGCUCUUGCUUUCUCCUGCCUUUGGCCACCCUUCUCUAGCAUAUAACUUCUGUCCCCAGUAAUGUGAGUGGUGUCUGUCACAGCUCUGUCUUUCCAUUCCCUGCCCAGCCCCAAAGACGGUUUGGAGCCUAGAGUAGCCUCUUGAAUGUCAUUCUGUGAGAAACUGCAAAGUGGUAUGAAAGGCGACCUGCAUUGCUCCCAGCCCCACCACACUGAAGGAGCAAGCAGCACGAGAGCUCGUCUGUACAGAGAGUUACUGUGCAGCAAGCCGGGGUAUCAGUCUACAGCGCUCCAGCCCACCGCACGCUAACUGGCCGGGUGGACCCUGCUACCCUGUGGCCCUGCUUUGCAGUAGUUCAAAGUGCACUAGGGGACUCUGUGUGCACGGCAGUCUAGAACGCUACACCCCAGCUUGCUGCUCACUGCCUCUCCAUACAGACACACCCUGAGAUCCCUGUUGAACAGGCCGAUCGCUCGUAACCAUCAUUUGUUAGACCCUCAGGAACCCCCACCCCAAUACCAUGGGAUGACAGGGUCAGUGAAGGGGGCUGUUGAGCUCAAGAACUAAAUUUUAAAAAAUGAGUAGCUCUGCUAUUCCAAAAGAGCCUUUUUCAAGGCACGUGGUAUGUGCCUGGUUCUGAAUGAGGCCUCCACCUGGCUUCCUGUUUUGUGGGUGGAAAUUUCACACUCUCACAAUUUCGUGAGGCAAAUACUUGCAGGUGCCACUGUCUACAGUGCCAUGUGGGAUAGCAGCUGCCAAUCACGUCUUAAUGACCUCAGCCAUGCCUGCAUUUCUUUCCAUACAUGUCGAUAGGUUUUAAAUUAACUGGAACCACUCAGGAAAUAGACCUAGCUGCCAAUAAGAGCCAUUGCAAUGGAAACAUGUGUUUGGUGAGCAGCAGCGGUCAAAAGAGAGAGGAAAAGACAAAAAAAAAAAAAGCAAAACCAGAUGUUAGGCUUAAUUAAGAAAGGGAUAGAGAAUAAUGCUGGAAAUACUGAGUGCCAUUGUCAAAUCAAUGAUAC